Prosopis cineraria is the source of this 1382-nucleotide messenger RNA. RefSeq names its product auxin-responsive protein IAA27-like. NCBI's taxonomy places the organism in Eukaryota, Viridiplantae, Streptophyta, Magnoliopsida, Fabales, Fabaceae. Gene Ontology annotation, cellular component: nucleus. The record is from RefSeq and is a predicted model, not a curated record. Gene Ontology annotation, biological process: regulation of DNA-templated transcription. Bases 173 to 1057 code for a protein of 294 amino acids. Gene Ontology annotation, molecular function: protein binding. The transcript has 5 exons.
CACAACAGAAUCUAAAGGCUCAGGAAAACUUCUGUUCAUCAACAUAUCUUUCUUCCACUGUUAAAUUCUGUUUCUUCAAUCUCCAUUUCACAUACUUUCUCUCUCUCUCUCAUCUCUUCUUCUUCUCUCCCAUUUCGUGGUUUCCCAUAAUCAUCUCACCAGCCGAGGUUUGAUGUCUCUGCCAAAGGAGCAGGACUAUGUAGGCUUGACAGAGCUUCCUUCAAUGGAAAAAGGAUCAGACAAGUUUUCUCAGAGAAACACCAGUGGCUUGAACCUCAAGGCCACUGAGCUACGACUUGGACUACCUGGGUCCGAGUCACCGGAGAGGGACGGUGCCGGGAAGAGUGCGGCGAUGUGUGGGGCCAACAGGGGUUUCUCAGACACCAUUAAUGGUGGUUCUGGGAAGUGGGCUAUGUCAGGCAACGGAGGAUCUGAUAUGGGUUUGGGCAAAGAGGGCGGUUUGUUCUCUCCCAGGGGUGGCGCCAACCCACAACCAUGUUUAGGUGCUUCCCUUGCCAAAGACAGCGUCCCAAACUCACCAAAGACAUUGUUGCAGGAGAAGAAGCCCCAGAUAUCUGCUCUUCCUCCAAAGGAGCAAGUUGUGGGGUGGCCACCAAUCAGAUCCUUCAGGAAGAAUUCGAUGACAUCUAAUCCCCAGAAGAACGCUGAUGAUGCAGAAGCCAAGUCUGGAUGUCUUUUUGUCAAAGUAAGCAUGGAUGGAGCCCCCUACUUGCGGAAAGUGGAUCUCAAAAACUUUGGUAGUUAUCGCCAACUUUCUUCAGCACUCGAAAAGAUGUUCAGAUGUUUUACGAUCACUCAGUGUGGAUCUCAUGGAAUUUCGAGUCAUGAUAAUUUGAGUGAAAGUAGGUUGAAGGAUCUUCUUCAUGGUUCAGAAUAUGUGCUCACAUACGAAGACAAGGACGGUGAUUGGAUGCUAGUUGGUGAUGUACCCUGGGAGAUGUUCACUGCCUCUUGCAAGAGAUUGAGGAUAAUGAAGAGUUCUGAAGCAAUUGGCCUAGCACCAAGAGCAAUGGAGAAGUGCAAAAGCCGAAACUAGGGCAAUGCUACAACUGAUGAUACAUAUAUUGGAGCAUAUACACAAGAGGUGGCUUUCUUCCCUGUUUAUGUAUAAUUAUCGCAAUCCUGCUAAUGGGAAUUCCGCGUGUUAUAGACUUGUUAGCAGACAAGACAUUUAGUAGAAGGUUUUAAAAUUUCUAACGCUUGUUGAAUCGUCCUUGUCUGAGACCUGUUAAGGCUAAAGAGUUAUAUUUGUAUGUAAAUUUCAUAUUUAUGCAGCAACUUAUUGUCUCUAGUGCUGUAAAAGCCAGUGAAUGUAAGCGAUCAUUUUGUUAUCUAUAGAAUGAAGGAACAGAUUAAACCGA